Messenger RNA from Pteronotus mesoamericanus, 3518 nucleotides. It is a transcript of the gene ACBD5, whose product is annotated as acyl-CoA binding domain containing 5. Gene Ontology annotation, cellular component: cytoplasm; peroxisome. The record is from RefSeq and is a predicted model, not a curated record. NCBI's taxonomy places the organism in Eukaryota, Metazoa, Chordata, Mammalia, Chiroptera, Mormoopidae. Bases 107 to 1711 code for a protein of 534 amino acids. Gene Ontology annotation, biological process: pexophagy; fatty acid metabolic process. Gene Ontology annotation, molecular function: fatty-acyl-CoA binding. The transcript is spliced from 14 exons.
GAGACCCGGACGCGAUGGGGGGUGUGGCUGCUCCGCGAGGAUCCUGCGGGUGGGAGAACGGCUCCGCGACCACCCGUGGACGGAGCCCCUCCGCCUUUUGCUAGAGAUGGUCUUCCUCUCGUUUCAUGCAGGCUCUUGGGAAAGCUGGUGUUGCUGCUUCCUGAUUCCAGCCAACAGACCUUGGGACCGAGACUGGCGCUGGCGGCUGGAGAUGGCGGACAACAGAUCCGUGCAUGAAACCAGGUUUGAGGCGGCGGUGAAGGUGAUCCAGAGUUUGCCGAAAAAUGGUUCAUUCCAGCCAACAAAUGAAAUGAUGCUCAAGUUCUAUAGCUUCUAUAAGCAGGCAACUGAAGGACCCUGCAAACUAUCAAGACCUGCAUUUUGGGAUCCUAUUGGAAGAUAUAAAUGGGAUGCUUGGAGUUCAUUGGGUGAUAUGACCAAAGAGGAAGCCAUGAUUGCAUAUGUUGAAGAAAUGAAAAAGAUUCUUGAAACUAUGCCAAUGACUGAGAAAGUUGAAGAAUUGCUACAUGUCAUAGGACCAUUUUAUGAAAUUGUAGAGGACAAAAAGAGUGGCAGAAGUUCUGAUUUAACUUCAGUCCGACUGGAGAAAAUCUCUAAAUACUUAGAAGAUCUUGGCAAUGUUCUGACUUCUCCUCCAAAUGCCAAAACUGUUAAUGGUAAAGCUGAAAGCAGUGAUAGUGGAGCUGAGUCUGAGGAUGAAGAGGCCCAAGAAGAAGUGAAAGGAGCAGAACAAAGUGAUAAUGAUAGGAAAAUGAUGAAGAAAUCCACAGAGCAUAAGAAUUUGGAAGUUGUUGUCAGUCAGGGCUGUGAUAAAGACGGCUGUGUUCAGGAUGUACAGAAUGCUAUCCACGCCAGAUCUUCCCUGAGUGGCAGAAGCACCGAGGAAGCCACACCCGUAGAUCAAAACUUGGAGCAAACUGGAAAACCUGCUGUCUGUGUUCACCAAGAUAUAAAUGAUGAUCGUGUUGAAGAUGUUUCAGGAAUUCAGCACUUGACAAGUGAUUCAGAUAGUGAAGUUUACUGUGAUUCUAUGGAGCAACUUGGACAAGAAGAGUCUUUAGAUAGCUUUACAUCAAACGGUGGACCACUUCAGUAUUACUUGGGUGGUGAUCCCAAUAAGCCCUUGGAAAAUUCUGGUUUUCCUGAAGAUGUUCAGAUUUCUCCUGGAAAUGGCACCGUUGGGGAGAUGCAGGUGGUAGCAGUCGAAGGAAAAGGUGAAGUAAAGCACGGAGGAGAAGAUGGCAGAAGUAACAGUGGAGCGCCACACCGUGAGAAACGGGCUGCGGAAAAUGAGGAAUUAUCUAAUGUCAGAAGAGGAAGAGGGCAUAGGAUGCAACAUUUGAGCGAAGGAACCAAGGGCCAGCAAGUGGGAAGUGGAGGUGAUGGGGAACGCUGGGGUUCAGACAGAGGGACAAGAGGCAGCCUCAAUGAGCAGAUUGCUCUUGUGCUCAUGCGACUGCAGGAGGACAUGCAGAAUGUCCUUCAGAGACUUCAUAAACUGGAGACACUGACAGCUUCACAGGCAAAAUCAUCAACAUUACAAACUAGUAAUCAGCCUUCCUCACAGAAAUCAUCUUGGUGGCCCUUCGAGAUGUCUCCUGGUGCAUUAACCUUUGCUAUCAUAUGGCCUUUUAUUGCCCAGUGGUUGGUGUAUUUAUAUUAUCAAAGAAAGAGAAGAAAACUGAACUGAAGAAAAUGGUAUUUUACUCAAGAAGACUACUGGGCCUGGAUGACUGCGGAAUGGAAUGGAUUGUGGAGCUCACAAGAAAAUCCUAGUUUGUGAUGAUUACAUUUCUUUUUGUUGUCCAACAGUUUGGUUUGUGUACAUAUAUACAUAUAUAUUUUGCACUACACAAAUGAUAACAUUUUAAGGACUAAUAUUACUGAUACUUGAAUAAUCAAUCUCAACUAGGUUGUAAGUAGCAUACAUAGAUUCCCCCUACCCUUGAACUUGAAGGACAUUAAAUUACUAAUUAUUGUUUGGUAACUUGUUUACCUGAUUAUCUCCCAUAGAGAAGUAUAAGCUGCUUAGAUACAGUUGUGAUAAUGAGAUCAGAUUUAUAACUGGGUAUUUUUCAUUUUCUAAAUUAAAUAUGAAAAAACAUACAAACCAGGAGUGAAUGUCAAGUGAGGUUAAAUUGACUUUAUAUCUUAGUCACUGAAUUACCAUGCCAAGCAGUAGAAAACUUCCAUAAUCUUCAUUGGGUGUUCACAGUUCUGACUUUAGUGUUCAAACGUUAUUAUAAACUAGAGCUCUAUAUACAAGGCUUAGUUUUUACAAGUGAGUCACAGACUAGACAUAACCUGCUGAUGGAAAAGAUGAAGAAUGGGCUUAAACUAGGCUUGAAUGUUUAUUCUGAGUCUGGAGAUUAUUAAUAAGAUUUUUAUUCAAUCCUAUACAUUUAUCGCUUUGUAAUCAUUUGUCUUUAACUGAGGAUAUCUUGUUUCUGCUUCAUCGGGUGCUUUGAAAUACAAAAUGAAAAAAUUACGCUGUUUUUACUAAGGUCAAAAAGGACACACAUGAAAAUUACUUUUCUGCAACUGGUAAACUACACAGACUGGAACUCUUAACCUCUUAGUGCCUCAGAUUUUCCUUCGGGGUAUAAUAUUUGAGAAAUACCUAUUUCACAGGGAUACUAACAGGAGUUGCAAGCUAGCAGGAUAUGUGCUUCCUUUUGAAUAAAGCAUACCCACCUAAUGUAAAUUUAAGUUUCUUUCCCACACCUCCCACAUUUAAACUAAAAGGAAGACUGUAAUUUAGAUUCUUGAAGGCUUUGUUUGGAAUUAUUUUUCCUGUGUACCUGCUCAUUUAGGUGUACUUUCUACUUUAAAAAUAACUCUGAUUCAAAGGCUUAGUAACAAGUAUUUUAAGCAUUCUUGGUAUGUAUGACAUUCGGUUUAGCAUCAUGUGUUCAGAGUGUUUGCAAUAAGAGAGAGAGUAAUCUGUCUCUUGUAUGGAGGGUGGUUCUUCAUUUGCCUGCUGAAAAAAAGUAUAAGAAACAAUUUGAUUUUCCCAAGACUCUUUUUUCCAUAUUUUUUUCUUUCAUGUAACUUGAUCUUUUAAAUUUUUAAUCUCAUCUUAAUUAAAAUGUAUCUAGAGGGAUCUACUAAAAUUGGUUUUUAAAAACUCCUCCAUUUAGGGAAAAAAAUAAAGUUUAGACUUGUGGAUCAGACAUUAUUUUCAAAAAUUAGAUUAUCAAUAUGGUGUCAAAAAAGGGUGGCUUUUCUCUUAGUAUAUAAAGAAAUAAAAUGCAAAUUAAGAAUGUAAGCGGUUAAAUAAAAAAUAAAAAGAAUGUAAGCAGUUGUGAUUCAUUAUGAGCAAUUGGCGCGUACUAACUCUGAUGGUUAACUCUUUGUAUCCAAUUCCAAAGUCUUAUUUUAUAGUUUGAAAAGCACUUUGCACACAGUUCUUGUAUAUACAAAUAAAGAUGUAAUUAUAGGAUAUAGUGUUAUGGUUUUGUUUAACAUAAACCUCAUUUAAAAUUUUAAAUUGACAA